UAACAGGGUAGUGAAAUUAUACUACAAGCCCCAGCAUCCCCUUCUGUUUUCCCAACCGCCCCGUUGCUCUGUUUACAUCCGGGUCUGAUGCGACUCAUUGCAGUUGGAUAUGUAACUACAGGCCCUUAAAAUCCACCAUAGUGUUUGCUUAUUCUUGUCAAAUGAUUCUGUGUCGUUCUUUGCGUCUGAAUUUCGUGUCCACUGGUCUGGUUUGUUGCUGCGCUAAGAGAACAUGGGUGAAACACAGCAGUUCGAAUCAUGUAAAUGCUUCGGCUGUACACGACUGGACGACGACCAGCCGGCGGUGGUGUCAUGGCAUCUUGUUGGACUUGUACAGGGAUGAGAGCGUUCAGAAGUAUGUUGGGCAGCUAGUGGAGGAGCACAGAUAUUUGAACAAUAAGCUUCAACGUGCGCAUCUAAGUAACUCUGACAGAAAAGCGAUGGUGAGGCGACAUUCGGAGCUGCAGCCACUGGCCAAAAUCUGGACGAGUAUUGAACAAAGUGUGAAAGAGCUGGAGGAAGUCAGGUCUCUACGACCAAGUUCCUCUACUUCCGAAGAUAAACAGUUUGCUGACCUGCUGGAGCAGGAGGAAGAAAACAUUUUGAAGAAAAUGAUGGCUUCCAGACAAGACCUGAUGAGGGCUCUGGUGCCAGUGGACCCCUGGGAUUCCAGUGAUGUAGUCUUGGAGGUGGUUUCAGGAAGGACAACUGGAGGUGAUAUAUGUCAGCAGUUCACUAAAGAAAUGUUCCAAAUGUACCAGGGCUUUGCCUUCUACAAGAGUUGGGUCUUUGAGACACUGAACUACUCUUCUGCUGAGUAUGGUGGUUUGCAUCAUGCACUAGUAAGAAUAGCAGGCGAGAAUGUCUACAGACAUCUGAAGCACGAGGGCGGCACUCACCGGGUUCAGAGGAUCCCUGAAGUGGGCCUCUCCUCGAGGAUGCAGCGUAUUCACACUGGAACCAUGACUGUGAUCGUCCUGCCUCAGCCCACUGAGGUGAAUGUCAACAUUGAUCCAAAAGACCUCCGCAUUGACACGUACAGAUCUCGAGGCGCUGGGGGUCAAAGUGUCAACACUACAGAUAGUGCUGUUCGCAUUGUUCAUCUACCCACAGGGGUGUCAGUGGAAUGUCAACAGACUCGCUCCCAACUCCAAAACCGAGACACAGCCAUGCGCAUGCUGAGGGCCAGACUCUACCAGAGCAUGACGGGUGAUAAGACCGAGCAAAGGCUUUCUGCGCGGAAACAGCAGGUGGGAACUCGCUGUCAGUCUGAAAGGAUCCGGACUUAUAACUUCAGCCAGGAUCGAGUCAUUGAUCAUCGGACAGGCUACAUGGCCAGAGAUAUCAAGGAGUUCAUGAAAGGAGGUGAGGAGCUUGAUGACCUGAUCACUGACCUGCUGGACCGUGCUGAACAAGAGGCUAUAUUGGACCUUGUGGAGACCAACAGCAGAAGACAGACGAAGUAGGGUCUGGACCAACUGAAAAUUGACUUGAGUUUAAAUAAUGAUGAGGUUGUCUUGAUGCUCACACAAACUGUAUGCUAACUUAUUCAGUCGAUGGAAAUUAAACUGCAAAGAUUUUACUAUGCUUUUUUUUAAAUAAAAUAUUUGAGA
This is a messenger RNA of Synchiropus splendidus (mandarinfish), 1613 nucleotides long. It is a transcript of the gene mtrf1, whose product is annotated as mitochondrial translational release factor 1. Gene Ontology annotation, molecular function: translation release factor activity. Gene Ontology annotation, biological process: translational termination. The transcript is spliced from 9 exons. NCBI's taxonomy places the organism in Eukaryota, Metazoa, Chordata, Actinopteri, Syngnathiformes, Callionymidae. The coding region runs from base 162 to 1466 and encodes 434 amino acids. The record is from RefSeq and is a predicted model, not a curated record.